Molecule: messenger RNA, 1677 nt
Organism: Lemur catta (Ring-tailed lemur)
Lineage: Eukaryota; Metazoa; Chordata; Mammalia; Primates; Lemuridae
Gene: DTWD1
Product: DTW domain containing 1
Exons: 5
Coding region: 142-870 (242 amino acids)
Biological process (GO): tRNA modification
Cellular component (GO): nucleus
Molecular function (GO): tRNA-uridine aminocarboxypropyltransferase activity
Source: RefSeq, a predicted model, not a curated record
CGGGCGCGAUCACGGUCCGGCGAGCGCCUGGGGCUCGGCGGAGCUGAAGACGCGUGGAGCUGUGCGGAAACUCGCGAGUUGUGCAGUGUACCUAUCAUAUAUGUUUUAAAAAUAAAUAUUAAACUUUGGUUGGAAUGAAGAAUGUCUCUUAAUCCACCUAUAUUUCUUGAAGAAAGUGAAGAAAAUAAUUCAGAAUUUGUGGAAACAAAACAGUUACAACCUACUUCCAUAGCUUUGGAAGAUCCCCUUCAGAACUUAUGCUUAGCAUCUCAAGAAGUUCUUCAAAAAGCUCAGCAAAGUGGGAGAUCAAAGUGUCUCAAAUGUGGCAGUUCAAGAAUGUUCUACUGCUAUACAUGUUACGUCCCAGUUGAAAAUGUACCUGUUGAACAGAUUCCACUUGUGAAGCUUCCAUUGAAGAUUGACAUCAUUAAACAUCCAAAUGAAACAGAUGGCAAAAGUACUGCUAUACAUGCAAAACUUUUAGCUCCUGAAUUUGUAAAUAUUUACACGUAUCCUUGUAUUCCAGAAUAUGAAGAAAAGGACCAUGAAGUUGCACUUGUUUUUCCUGGACCUCAGUCUGUCUCAAUAAAAGAUAUUUCUUUUCAUCUGCAAAAAAGGAUUCAAAAUAAGGUUAGAGGCAAAAAUGAUGACCUUGACAUACCAUCUUUUAAACGCAAGAAAACUGAAGAACAGGAAGGCUGUGAUUUGAAUGACAGCAAAUGCAAAGGGACAACACUGAAAAAAAUUAUAUUUAUAGAUAGCACCUGGAACCAAACAAACAAAAUAUUCACUGAUGAACGACUUCAAGAAUAUGAUGUAGCUGAGCCUCAGUUGGACAGGCAUGGAGACACUUCUGGAACAACAAUGUGAUGGUGGCUCAAGGAGAGCCCCAGAUCCAGUUCAAACUUGUAUUGGUUAGUGAUAAUGGUACUGGAAAAACUACAUUUGUGGAACAUCAUUUGACUGGUGAGUUUGAGAAGUGUGUAGCCACCUUAGGUGUUGGGUCCAUCCCCUCGUGCUCCAUACCAACAGAGGACCCAUUAAGUUCAACGUAGGGGAUACAGCUGGCCAGGGGAAAUUCAGUGGACUGAGAGAUGGCUAUUAUAUCCAAGCCCAGUGUGCCAUUAUAAUGUUUGAUGUAAUAUCAAGAGUUACUUAAAACAAUGUGCCUAACUGGCAUAGAGAUCUGGUAUGAGUAUGUGAAAACAUCCUCAUUGUGUUGUGUGGCAAUAAAGUAGAUAUUAAGGACAGGAAAGUGAAGGCAAAAUCGAUUGUCUUCCACUGAAAGAAGAAUCUUCAGUACUACAACAUUUCUGCCAAAAUAUAACUACAACUUUGAAAAGCCCUUCUUCUGGCUUGCUAGAAAGCUCAUGGCAGAUCCUAACUUGGAGUUGCCAUGCCUGCUCUUGCCCCACCAGAGGUUGUCAUGGACCCAGCUUUGGCAGCGUAGUAUGAGCAUGACUUAGAGGUUGCUCAGACAACUGCUCUCCCGAAUGAAGAUGAUGACCUGUGAGAAUGAGGCUGGAGCCCAGUGUCAGAAGUCUAGUUUUAUAGGUUGUCCUGUGAUGUCAGCAGUGUAGCGUGUGUGCCACUUUAUUAUCUAGCUAAGCAGAACAUGUGCUUCAUCUGUUGGAUGCUGAAGGAGAUGAAUGGGCUUCAGAGUGAAAGUGGCAGUUU